Molecule: messenger RNA, 3137 nt
Organism: Engraulis encrasicolus (European anchovy)
Lineage: Eukaryota; Metazoa; Chordata; Actinopteri; Clupeiformes; Engraulidae
Exons: 20
Coding region: 290-2305 (671 amino acids)
Source: RefSeq, a predicted model, not a curated record
UUUUCAGCCUGCACCGAAACAUUCAGGGUCGACCAGUUGUUGUUGCUGAACUUGAGAGAAUAACUUUAAUUUCGUAAAAUCAAUUAACAAACUUCAACCAUAAUUCAAUACGCGUGUUAUGGUAUGUGUUUCUGAGCGUAAUCCUAGCGGAUCACCAGAGACGUUAAGUGAGCGAUGGGUUUCUAGUCGGAGGAUUAAAAGUAUUGCACCGAGACCAAUCGACUCGACUCGACCUACCAUUGAUGUCAAAGUUUGAUAACUUUUUUCAAAGUUCUGCAACGAAAUUACAAUGUCUUACGUACGGCAUUCAUCGCGUGCUCUGCAAAUGAGUACUUUGCAGUGGUUGGCACGCAAUUCAACUUAUAUCCACCACACAAAUACCUCUCGUCACAUUCAUUCUCUGAGCAGGUUGUCCAGUUUUCAAAUCAAGCAACUCCGACAUCAAUGGAAUCGACAUGGGAACAAGAGACACUACACAGACUCCGCCAAGAAAACAGUCCGCAUUGGCUGUGCAUCGGGGUUUUGGGGAGACACGGCAACUUCAGCGCCACAGCUGAUACAUGGAGGCAAUAUAGACUUCCUUGUCUUUGACUACCUCUCUGAGAUUACCAUGUCUCUGCUCACCGCUGCGAAAGCCAAGGUCCCUAAUCUUGGGUAUGCACCAGAUUUUGUGCUGUCUGCCAUAGCUCCGUUCAUCAAAGACAUUCAUAAAAAAGGUAUCCGUGUUGUGAGCAACGCGGGCGGUGUGAAUCCUCUUGCAUGUGCCGCUGCUCUUCAGGAGGUCGCGCAGAAGGCCAGCCUCGACCUCAAGAUCGCCGUGGUGACCGGGGAUGACCUCAUGCCUCAGAAAGGCUCUCUGGGCCAGGUAAGAGUGGCGGACUCCGAGGGGCAGCAAGCCCUUCCCAAAACGCUGCACAGCAUGAACUCCUACCUCGGUGCCUUGCCCAUUAAACGGUGCCUGGACCUGGGGGCGGAUAUCGUGGUGACAGGCCGGUGUGUGGACAGCGCUGUGGUGCUGGCUCCUCUCAUGCAUUCGUUUGGUUGGGAUCAGAGUAACUACGACCUAUUAGCAGCUGGAAGUCUUGCAGGCCAUCUAGUGGAGUGUGGGGCCCAGAGCACGGGGGGCGUCUUCACUGACUGGCAUCUGGUACCCGACUGGGACAACAUGGGCUUCCCCAUAGUGGAGUGUUUGGCGGACGGCUCCUUCACGCUGUCCAAGCCUCCUCGUACCGGUGGCCUGGUCUCCUUCGGCUCCGUGGCGGAGCAGCUGGUCUACGAGAUCGGCGACCCGCAGCGCUACCUCCUGCCCGACGUCACCUGUGACUUCUCACAUGUCACCAUCACCGAGGUACCAGGAUCUGAAGGCGUGGCUGUGAAAGUGGGAGGAGCCAGAGGUUUACCCCCAUCUGCAGACUAUAAGGUGUGUGCCACGUACAUGGAUGGCUUUAGGGCCACAGCGGUGUGCCCCAUGGGCGGGCCCAGGGUGGCCGAGAAGGGAAGACGCACAGCUGAGAGCAUCAUCAAGAGGGUGCGGCGCAUCUUCAAGCAGCUGGGCAUGGAGGACUUCAGCUCCGUCAACAUCCAGAUCCUGGGGGCCGAGGACACCUACGGACCACACGCCUCCGGGAGGAGUACGCGAGAGGCAGUCCUCUGGAUGUCCGUCCAUCACAAACAGAAGAAGGCCCUGGAAAUGUUCGCCAGGGAGAUCGCGCCUGCUGGAACUGGCAUGGCGCCUGGACUGACUGGGAUUGUAGGCGGCCGACCCAGAGUGUCUCCUGUGCUAAAGCCAUUCUUCUUCCUCCAUCCUAAAGCAGAGGUUAAGAUUGACAUCCAUAUGAAUGGGGAGCUGGUGGAGACCCUAACAGAAGUGGCGCCGUCCAAAGGAGACGUCUCACCACCUCCGCCCUCACAAGCCCCUGAGACCACUUCAGAUCUACCCAGUGGCCCGCACAACUACCGUCUGGAAGAUUUGGCCUACACCCGCAGUGGAGACAAAGGCGACUCUGCUAACAUCGGAGUAAUCGCUCGCCAUCCUCUCUUCUUCCCCUACUUGAAGAAGUACCUGAGCGCCGCAGUUGUGCAGGAGUACUUCCAGCACCUCAUCCAAUCAGACGGCUCCGAUCGACCGGCUGUCACCAGGUUUGAGUUGCCCGGCAUCAAUGGGCUGAACUUCCUCCUGCAGAACUCUCUCGGUGGGGGAGGAAUUGCAUCCUUACGCAGUGACCCUCAGGGCAAAGCUUAUGGGCAGAUGCUGCUGGACUAUGAGCUGAAAGGACUUCCUGAUCUGAAAUCACUGGUGGACUAAAACCUGAUGUGCCUCUCAUGUUGCAAAGAAAACACACACACACACACGCACACACACUCACACACACAAACAGGUUACAAAGGAAACACACACUUUCUCUCUCACACACUCAGGGUUGGUCUGGGACAAAGACAUUUUUGCAUGCCUCCUAAAAUGUGGGCUUGUCUAAUAAUACAUGGGAAACCUAACAGCGUCAACCUCUGAUGACUGUCGGCCCACCAGGAAAUGCCCUCUUUGCCAGAUUACACACACACACACACACACACACACACACACACACACACACACACACACACACACACACACACACACACACACACACACACACACACACACACACACACACACACACUGAACUUUUUUCAGUUUUUCAUAAGGCCAGUCCAAAUUUUGAACAAAAACCACUGAACAAUCACUGAACUGUGUUUUAUUUCAUAACUUUACUUGCAUUAACAUAACACCUGUUUUUACACACCAAAUUGCUGCUUGUAUUGCUGAGAUUGAUAUCUCCUGCCUUUUUUCCUGCAGUAACAUAUAACUCUGUAGGAAAACGAACAACCAUUCAAAAUGAAAUCACAAAUGAUAUAGACCAAGAGGUACAAUGACAUGUGUGUUCUAUCAAGACUCUGAUUCAUUUUAACAGGAUGUCGGCCUUAUAUGCCAUAACAGAAUAAUUCAGUAGCACGCCAUAAUUGUUUGCCACAAUGUAAUGAAAAUAACAGCACUUUGUUAGGAUACGUUUAUAGUUCAGUUGCAUAGCUUGGACAUACUGUAUUUUUCUAUUGUAUAAUGGGACGUUGCCUUGUAAGAAACAAUACAAUUUUACUUCUGA